Naegleria lovaniensis is the source of this 12303-nucleotide messenger RNA. RefSeq lists its product as uncharacterized. Gene Ontology annotation, biological process: microtubule-based movement. The record is from RefSeq and is a predicted model, not a curated record. The transcript has 4 exons. Gene Ontology annotation, cellular component: dynein complex. The coding region runs from base 1 to 12303 and encodes 4100 amino acids. Gene Ontology annotation, molecular function: dynein light intermediate chain binding; minus-end-directed microtubule motor activity; ATP binding. Lineage: Eukaryota; Heterolobosea; Eutetramitea; Acrasida; Naegleriidae.
AUGAAGAACAAGGGCUUUCAAAACACCACCAACAAUUUUCGGAGUGGUGACUCAUUGGCAAUGAACAAUGAAGGAUCCAACACAAAUGUGCCGAAAAAGACCUUGCCCGACGAGUUAUCGAUGAAAGCGGAACAAUCAAUGUUCUCAAAAACCUUAAAAACUCGAUUGUAUUCCAACAGAGAUGAAAAACUCUCAGUGGGAUGUGAAAACAUAACUUUUUCAAAAGUGUCAAAUAUUCAAAAACCUAAGGAUGUUAAGAACGAUUUAUUCCCAGCACAAAAGAAAGUUAAACCAAACGAUUUAGACUUUCUCAACAAAACCGAUGAAACAAUGCAACUUGUAAAUAUCAGAACUACAACUCCUCUCAAUAGGAUUCAGCAAAAUGAUGUCAAAGCUGAAAAAGUUGACAAGUCGUUAAUCAAAUUGAAACCGAUUGGAUCUCAAUCUCCUCGUGUAGAAAUUGAUAACAACUUGAUCAACUCUGGAAAAAAGUCUCCGAUGUGGUUUAUUGACCGAGUCAAGAAAAACCCGUCAAGCAUGGAAUACGUGUAUCUUGUUCCUCUUCAAGAAGAUACCACUGAACCUUAUAACCCAUACAAGUUACAAAUUGUGCCUCACGCAUUUAUCAAUGAUAAGAUUGACUAUUAUACAAUGAGUGCAAGUGGAGUGACCCAUUUUAUAAAUGGAGAAGCAGAUUUUACACCUCUUUCAAGAUGGAUACAAGAGCAUGACACCUUCCAAAAGAUAUUGAAGAUUAAAUUUUUCAAAAACUUCAGAAAAUGGAAGGCCUUUUACUUUUUCAAAAAGAUGAUAAUAAGAAAGAAUAGAGCGUUGGCUUCAGCAACACUAACUGAACGACUGUUUUUUAUUAAUAAUUGUAAAGCAAUGAGAGACAUACGUAUGGAAUGUAUUAAAAUUACAGAAUUAGAGUUAUUCAAAGAUAAUAAGGGUGAUACAUUGACGGUGGACGAAUUUUCUAAAAUACAAGAGACUCAGAAAGAUGAGAUUGCUAAACAGCUCUUAGAAAUUUGUGAAAGCAUUACGGACAUUACCUACGAAGCAUGUAGAGACACGAUGAUCUCAGCUGGUUUUGGAGAUAGAUUCAGUGACCUUGAGCAAAUUCCAGAGCCUGAACAAAAAAACAAAGAUUUCUCUGGCUAUAGCCAAUCUCAAAAAAAUCAAGAUGAAAUGGAAGAAGAUGAGGUGGAUGAGAAGGCGCCAUUGAAUAGAUCGACAAGAAACGUUUCCUCAAAGAGAGCAAACAGAGGAAAUCUUACAGCUAACUAUCCAUCUUACAAUAUGACAUAUACAGAGAAAUCUUUGAAGAGAAAAGUGUGCAAGCGAAUUAUUAACUUUAUCCGACUUGCAGACUUUCUUGUUUUGGAUGCACUGAUAGAACUUGUGGAAAAGUCUGUCGAAAGAAUUUUAAACAAAAUUGCCACACUCUCUAAGAACAGUGAAAAAGAUAUUGAGGAAGAAAUUAUGCAACUGGGUUUAAUUGGAACUGAUGAUCUUGAGAUUGUUCCUCUCUUCAAAGUUGAGGUUAGACUCAACGAUCAAAAGUUGCAAAUUCUUCCAUCGAGAGAGCAAUUUGAUAAGAGAGUAGCAAAAGUGAUAGAAGGAUUUUUUGAUGCUAUCAAAAUAGAAAAAUUUAUUACCAAGAAGAAGUUUGAAGAGUACACCGAUCCUGUUGUCAAUGACAAAGGAGCUGAAGCAAUUGUUAGCGAGGGCAUAACUAUAAAGGAGAGAAUUGUUAGAAGAGAGUCAUACGAUAGACUUGUGAAGAGUAUAAAGGAAACUAUGUCAUUGGCCUUUAAAGACGUCGAGAAAUAUGCUAAAGAAUACGAACAACUCAAGAUUAAACACUUAGAAAAUAAGGAAAUGUUAGAAACUGAUCUGACCAUUAUUAAGGACAAAGAUUAUCCUUUAGAAUGGUUCCAAUCGGAAAUGAACAAAUACAAGGAACAGGAUACUGAGGUUAAACAAAUGAGAACAUACAAGUACAAAGGAAUUUUCUAUGUCGACACUCAGAAGCUGAAGGAAACAUUUUUACCCUCUCCCAGUGAAUGCCUUUUGAAGCUCCAUAAAAUUUUGCCAGAGCUUUCAAAAGAGAAAAAUAUGGCUCUUUACAAGAAGCUCGAAAAAUCUAUGGAAAGAUUCAAGGCAUUUCCUGCAUCUGUGGAGGACUUUGUAGAGUUCUUACACUUUGUUGAGAAGACAGUAGCGAGCUUGGAUGAUUUGGAGAUUGAGUUCAAAACUGUUUUCGAUUUUUACAAGUUAAUGGAAGAAGAAAAGGUGAAAGUACCAUUAGAAGACAAAAAUUUCUUCCAAGAUUAUACAGUUUCUACCAUUUCCACGCUAAGAUCUUCUAUCAGUAGAGCGGAAGACAGUAAAGAGGAUCGUAUUAAUAAGUUCUCUGUGGAUUUAAAGAGAAAAAUAGAUGACUUGAGAGGAGAAAUUCAAGACUUUUUAGAAAAAUCAAAGGACGCAAUGGUGUUUGAUGUUAAUAAUACAGAGUCUCAAGAAAGAAUUGAAGAAGUCAUUGCAUACCUAACAGAGUUGAAGAAUGGAAUGGAUAAAUCUCAAAAGAGAUUUGCAGAGCUUGUUGGUUAUCAAGAAUUAUUCAAAGUCAAACCUGAUACAAUUGAUGAAAUGCCAUCAAUUGCUAAAGAAAUUGAUCUCAAGUUAAAGCUAUGGACAACCAUGAAGAGCUGGAUCAUUUUUGAGUCAGAAAACAAAUGUAAAAUUUUCAAAGAUGUGAUUGCUGAAGAUAUCAAGCGAAAUGUCGAUCAAUUCCAAUAUACAGCUUCACAUCUUCAAAAGAAUAGUGAGACAGAAAAUCCUGUCAUAUCCAAGCUACUGGAUUACACAGAUAACUGGAGAAUUGUUUUACCUAUCAUUGAGGACCUCAAGAACAUGUCACUCAGAAUAAGACAUUGGAGAGUGUUAGACAAUAUUGUUGGUACUACAAUUUCUGAAAGGAACUUUGAAUUAAGUUUAUUAUUUGAUCCUGAUAUUGUUGAUAAGAGAAAGAAAAUCCAAGAAGUUUCUGAACAAGCUUCCAAUGAGGCAUCUCUUGAAGAGCAGCUUAAAAAAGUCAAAGAGAAUUGGUUCAAGGCAGAGUUUCCAAUUGUUUCCCACAAGGACAUGACGAUCAUUGGAAGUGUAGAGGAUAUUAUGGCUCUUUUAGAGGACGACAGAAUUGUGCUUUCAACUAUUUUGAGCUCAAGAUAUGUAGCAGCCAUCAAAGAUCAAGUAGAGGAGUUAUAUAACGACCUUAAUCUCAUAUACGCAACAAUCCAAGAAAUUAUUUAUUGCCAACGAAAAUGGAUGUACUUGGAAAAUGUAUUUGUAUCAGCCGACAUUGCAGCAGAGUUGAAAGAAGAUCACAAAUUAUUUGUUUCUAUUGACAGAUUCUACAAAGAAGCAAUGAAGAGAGCAAAGGAGGUCAAGAAUGUUUUUAGAGUGAUUAUUGUACCAGAAACAUCAGUGAAAAGCGCUCUUUUCGAUAAAUUGAAAGGCCAUAACAUGCAUCUCGACAAAAUUGAAAAGAGCUUGGAAGAAUAUUUAAAGAAAAAGAGAAAUCUGUUUCCUAGAUUUUAUUUCCUGUCUAACGAGGAUUUGAUUGAUAUACUUUCUCAUACAAGUAAUCCACAAGCUGUACAACCUUACUUACCUCAAUGUUUUGAAGGUAUGAAAUCAUUGGAUAUCGAUUCCUCUAAGUAUGUUAAAGGAAUGGUUUCAAAGGAAGGAGAAAGAGUUCAAUUCGUCUCUACAACAACAAGAGCCGAUGAUGUAGUUGAAGAUUGGUUGAGAGAAGUGGAGCAACAUAUGUUUGAUACUCUGCGCCAAUUUAUGAAACGAGCAGUUCGUGAUUAUCCAAAGAAAGAAAGAACAGUAUGGAUGAGAGACCAUAUCGCUCAAGUAGUUCUAACUGUGUCUCAAAUAUUUUGGUGUUACGAAGUUACAAAUUGUUUAACAUCAGAAAACCCAAAGAAGGAACUUGAAAAAUUCUAUGAAAAGUCAAUUACUCUCUUGAAUGAUUUGGCAUAUCUAACAAGAACUAAACUCUCCUCAAAUGAGCGUAAACUUAUUGGAACUAUGAUCAUUUUGGAUGUACACGCAAGAGAUGUGGUUAAAUCAAUGAUUGAAGAAGGAGUCGAUGAUGUGAACAACUUUGGUUGGUUAAAACAACUAAGAUUCUAUUGGGAAUCAGAUGUAGAUGAUUGCAUUGUCCGACAAUCUAACUCAGUUUUCAGAUACGGUUAUGAAUAUGGAGGAAUACAAUCUAGACUCGUUAUCACCCCUCUUACAGACAGAGUUUACAUGACACUAACCGGAGCAUUGCAUCUAAACUUGGGAGGAAGUCCAGAAGGACCAGCCGGAACAGGUAAAACAGAGUCCGUAAAAGAUUUAUCAAAGGCUCUUGCCAGACCUUGUGUUGUGUACAAUUGUAGUGAGGGUGUUACGUAUACAAUGAUGUAUCAGUUCUUCAGUGGUAUUGUUCAAGUAGGAGCUUGGGCAUGUUUUGAUGAAUUCAACAGAAUUAAUGCUGAGGUAUUGUCUGUUAUUGCCACUCAAUUGCUAACCAUCCAAGAUGCACUCAAAGCAAAGAAGACAAAAUUCUUCCUCGAAGACGACCAAGAAAUUUCUCUGAGAAGCACAUGCGGAGUUUUUAUUACCAUGAACCCAGGCUAUGCAGGCAGAACAGAACUUCCUGAUAACUUAAAGGCUCUGUUUAGACCUGUUGCAGUCAUGUUGCCUGACUAUAGAAUGAUCGCAGAGGUUAUUCUGUUUUCUGAGGGUUAUCAAGAUGCAUUACCUUUAUCAAGAAAAAUGACACAACUUUACAAGUUGUCAAAUGAACAAUUGUCGAGUCAAGACCACUACGAUUUUGGUAUGAGAGCGAUGAAGUCUGUUUUAGUUAUGGCCGGAGAAUUGAAAAGAGCCAAUCCACACCUUAGUGAGAGUACUACAUUGAUGAAGGCUAUGAUUGACAGCAAUCUUCCUAAAUUCGUGAAAGAAGAUGUCUCACUGUUUCAAGGAAUUGUUUCUGAUCUAUUUCCAGGUAUUGACGCUCCUGUUGAAAAGAACGCAGAACUUGAGGCAGGGUUAUUGCAAAUUAUUGAACGAAGAAAGCUAGAGCCACUACCAGCAUUUAUCAAGAAGAUUGUACAAUUUUUCGACACACUCAUCAUUCGUCAUGGUGUAAUGCUCGUAGGACCUACAGGAGGAGGAAAGACAGAAAUUAGAAACGUUCUUGGUGACACAAUGAAUUAUUUGAAGGAUGAGCUACACUCAACUGCAAGUCACGUGAACAAAGUUCAACAAUUCUUGCUAAAUCCAAAGUCCAUUACGUAUGGAGAGCUCUACGGAGUGUUGAACAUGACAACACAAGAAUGGUUUGACGGACUUAUUCCACACUUUGCCAGAAAGGCUACCAAAGACACUAGCGAUGACAAAAAGUGGAUCAUUUUUGAUGGUCCUGUGGAUACUUUAUGGAUUGAAAGUAUGAACUCGGUUCUUGACGACAGCAAAUUAUUGUGUCUGGACAAUACUGAACGUAUUCAACUUAAUGACAAAAUAAGCUUUAUUUUCGAAGUUCAAGACUUAGCUGUGGCAUCUCCAGCAACUGUUAGUAGAUGUGGAAUGGUAUUCGUAGAUCCUAUUGAGCUCGGAUGGAGACCCUAUGUAGCAUCUUGGCUAAAGAACUCAAUUACUUGCUCAACUCAUGUAGACCUUAAAGAAUUGUUAGAGAAGAUGUUUGAUGAGUUCGUUCAAGAUGGUUUGGAUUUCGUUAGAAGCCAAUGCGAGGAAGAGGUACCAAGUACUAAUUUGAACUUGGUCACUAGUUUGUGUGGACUUAUGGAUGCUUUGUUGCUUGAUCACCUGGAAAAGCUUGAGGCCGAAAAGAGCAAGCAGUUAAUGAGUCUCGUGUUUACCUUUUCUUAUAUCUGGUCAAUUGGAGCAAACAUCAUUGAUAGCUCCAUGAUUGAAUUUGACAGAUUUGUUAAAGAGAAAUUCAAAAAGUCUGGUUUAGUGCCAUCGAAUGGAACUUGUUAUGAUUACUUUGUUGACUUUGACUCAGUGAGCUUUGUGAACUGGGAAGUACUGAAACCUGAAUUUAAAUAUUCAAGUGAAGUACCUUUCUAUGAAAUAAUUGUUCCAACAGUUGAUACAGUUAGAUACUCUUAUCUUAUCCAAACUUUAAUGAAGAGCGAGAAACCUACAUUAUUCAACGGAAGAACCGGAGUGGGCAAAACAAUUUUGAUCAAUAACGCACUGCAGUCGUUUGAGUUCAAGCGUCAUAACGAAUCAUUCACUACUGAACUUGUUUCUGUUCAAUUUUCUGCUAGAACUGACAGUGGAAGAACAAGAGAAAUGAUAGAAAGUAAGCUAGUAGAGAAAAAGAAAGCGUUGUAUGCUCCUCCUGGCAAGAAAGUUGUAAUAUUUAUUGAUGAUCUAAACAUGCCUAACCUUGAACAAUUCGGAGCUCAACCUCCAAUAGAAUUGAUUAGGCAAAUGAUUGGAUGUGGAGGAUUUUAUGAUGUUUCGAAUAGAGAGGAGUUUCCAUGGAAGGUUGUGCAUGAUUCAACAGUUGCAGCUGCAUGUGGCCCUCCAGGAGGUGGUAGAAAUCCAACUACACCAAGAUUAUUACGACUAUUUCACUUGUUACGUAUACCUGAACUGUCAAAGAAUAGCAUGACCCUUAUUUUUGAGAGUAUUUUAGAUGGAUUCCUUUCUUAUAAUUCGUUCUCAGAAGAAAUUAGAGGACUAACAAAGCCGUUAGUUAAAACCGCGCUAGAGCUUUACGGAAGAGUGUGUGAUAGAUUCAGACCUACACCAAGCUGUGCUCAUUACACUUUCAAUCUUCGAGAUUUGUCUAAAAUUUUCCAAGGAAUGCUUCAAGUGAAGGCAAACAAUGCUAAGGAUUCAAACACAAUUUUGAAGCUAUUUUCACAUGAAGCUUCUAGAUGCAUGUUUGACAGACUUGUAAAUACUCAAGAUAGAAGCGAUUUUACAGCAAUAAUUAUUGAUUUAUUGAAGAGAUAUUUCAAAGGACAAAAUUGGGAUGAAAACGACUUUAUGGGAGAGCAUGCCAUCUCUUUUGGUAACUUCAUGGACCAGGGAGAUAGCGAGGAGAAGGCUUAUCAACAAAUUAAUGUUGACAAACUUCCAGGAGAACUAGAUGAUAGUCAAAUGAGGUACAAUUUAAAUAAUGCUGGUCAAUUGGAUCUUGUUUUCUUCCCAGAUGCAGCAAAACACAUCACAAGAAUUACCAGAAUUUUAUCACAAAAACGAAGUAAUGCAUUGCUAAUUGGUGUUGGAGGCUCAGGAAAACAAAGUCUUACUAGAUUAUCCUCCUUUAUUGUUGGGUACAAGACAUUCGAAAUCAGUUUGAAAAGAAAUUAUGAUAUUGAAGACUUUAGGGAGGAUCUUAGAAACUUAUUUAGAAUGGCAGGAGGAGUAGAGGGAGGCCCAGUUGUUUUCCUAAUUACUGACGCCCACAUUGUGGAUGACUCAUUUCUUGAAGAUAUCAAUAAUAUUCUCAAUACAGGUGAGGUUCCAAAUCUUUUCCCCUCAGAUGAGAAAGAGAAGUUAAUUAAUGAAAUUAGACCAAUAGCACAGAAGGCAGGCGUAUCUGAAAUUAGAGACGCAAUAUUUGCUCAUUUUAUCAAGAGAGUGAGAGACAAUUUACAUAUAGUUAUUUGUAUGAGUCCAGUUGGUGAUGAUUUUAGAAGAAGAAUAAGAAUGUUCCCGUCAUUAGUCAACUGCACAACAAUUAACUGGUUCGAUGAAUGGCCUGCAGUAGCUCUUAAAGGAGUAGCACAAAGAAAGUUUGAGAAAGUUAAUAUUGGAAAUGAGAAUCUCAAGCAAAAAAUUGUGGAUACCUGUGUAUUAAUACAUAGAGAUGUUGUAGAUAUUACGAAGAAAUUUGAAGAAGAAACAAGACGAAAGUUUUAUAUUACUCCAUCACAUUAUCUGGAGUUUAUAAACUUUUACGGCGAUUUGCUGGAAGAACAGCGUCUCGAGCUAAAAGAAGCGAAAGACAAACUUCAAAAAGGUUUAUUUACUCUUCAAGAAGCAAACAACAAGGUCGCUUCGUGUGAAAAAGAAAUUGAGCAACUUCAACCUAUUCUUGAACAAAAGAGUAUUGAAAAUACAAUUAUUACUAAGGAAGUACUUGAAAAGAAGGCUCAAGCGGACAAGGAUAAUGAGAUCAUUUCUGCAGAAAAGAAGGAAAUUGAUGAAAAAGCAAAAAUUGCAGAAGCUAUGAAAAAAGAUGCUGAUGACAAGCUAAAGGAUGUUCUGCCAGCACUGGAAGAAGCAGAAAAGGCAGUGAGUGAGCUUGGAGGACCUGAGCUUAAUAUGAUUCGAUCAUAUCAAAAUCCUGUAAUGCCUGUAAAAACUACGCUUGAGGGUGUGUUAAUUUUGUUAGGCGAGAAAAAGACAGACUGGGAGGCAGCUCAAAAAGCUAUGAGUGCAAUGGACUUUAAAAAGAGAAUUUUGACUUUCAAGGAAACUAUGAAAGAAAGAGUUACCCCUCAAAUCGUUGCAAAGAUUAAGAAAUUAAUGAAAGAUGAGAACUUCCAAGAAGCUGUUGUUUAUAAGGCUUCUGGUCCAGCAGGUUCACUUUGCAAAUGGGUAAGAAAAAUGGUGGAGUAUUAUGAAGUUGAAAAGGUUGUACAACCCUUAAUGGAGAGUGCAGCUGCAGCCCAGGAAGAAUUGGAGAAACUAUUGUCGACUCUGAGAAUCAAAGAAGCUGAACUACAAAAGAAAACAGAAUAUCUUGCACAACUUCAAAGACAACUAGAGGAAAACAAUAGAGAGAAGAUUAUGCUUCAAGAGCAAAAAGAAAUUUCAGAAAGAAGAUUAGUUGCAGCGAAAAAACUUACCGUUUCUCUGAAAGAAGAAUACGAAAGAUGGACCCUAUCUGUUGCAGAAUUUGAUGAACGUAUCAAAAACAUAGCUGGAGACAUUUUUAUUGCUUCAGCAUUUGUCAUUUACUGUGGGCCAUUAACAUCUCCAUACAGAAAAGAAUUGCUUGACAAAUGGUGCGAAUAUUGUAAAGAGCAUGGUAUUCCAUUCAGUGAUAACUACUCUUUAGAUAAGGUAAUUGCAGAUCCUAUUGGCAUUAGAGAUUGGGGAAUGCAAGGGUUACCAAUGGAUCACUAUUCCAUUCAAAACGCCAUUAUAGUAACACGAACCAAGAGAUGGCCUCUAUUGAUAGACCCUCAAGAACAAGCAAACUCAUGGAUCAAAAACAUGGAAAAGGGAAACACCUUAAAAUUGUUAAAGCAGUCAGAGGAUAAUUAUAUCAAAACCUUAGAGAGUUAUAUCACAACAGGUAAACCAGUAAUGAUUGAAGGACUAGCAGAGAAGAUUGAUCCGACUCUUCAACCAAUUUUAAACAAGGAAGUGUUUAAGAGCAAAGGAAAGCUUGUAAUGAAAAUGGGAAAUGCUGAAAUUGACUUUAAUCCUUCAUUCAAGCUGUACCUUACCACCAAGCUCUCUAAUCCUCACUAUUUACCAGAAAUAUGUAACAAGGUGACUCUUGUCAACUUUACUGUUACAACAAAGGGAUUAGAAGACCAGCUACUCGCCGAUGUAGUAAGAAUCCUCGAGUCUAGUUUGGAAGAAGAAAGAGACAGACUUAUUGUUAGCGUUGCUGACGACAAAAAGACUCUGAAAAAGAUCGAGAAAAAGAUUCUUGACAGUCUAUCAUCAGUGAAAGAAGACGAAAAUAUUUUAGACAAAACUCAAAUCAUCAAAUCUCUGGAUGACUCUAAAAACACUUCAAACGUUAUCAAAGACAGAGUUAAAGACGCUGCAGAAACAGAGCUUAAAAUUGAUCAGGCAAGAGAAAAGUAUAGAAACGUUGCUGUCCGUGGUUCAAUUCUAUACUUUGUUUUAGCUGAUUUAGCGAAUAUUGAUCCCAUGUAUCAAUAUUCAUUGGAAUACUUCAAAGAUAUUUUCAACAAGUGUAUUAGACACACUAAGGAGCAACACCGCGAUCUCACAACCGAACAGCUUCUUCCAAUUCUCAUAUCGAACAUUACAGAGUACAUUUUCACAAAUGUUUGCAGAGGAUUGUUCGAAAAGGAUAAGAUUAUUUUCUCGUUCCUUAUUUGUACUCGAAUUUUGUUGUACGAUCAAGUAAUCGAUGAAAACGAAUGGCUGUUGUUCCUCAGAGGCGCUCCAUUGACCUAUGACAGUAAGAAUGAGCUGUCAAAUUGGCUAUCUGAUUUAUCGUGGAAUCUAUUGACCGCUCUCGAUGCAGAAAUUCCUCAAUUGAAGGGACUCAAAGCUUCAGUAACAGGAAAUCUAUUCACUUGGAAGAAAUACUUUGAGGACACUGAGGCCUAUUCUAAAGAGUUACCUUUUUCUUGGGAAGAGAAGAUCAAGCCCUUCCACAAGUUACUUCUCAUCAAGUGCUUCGCGGAGGAGCAAGUACUAUUGGCCAGCAAAGAAUUUGUCAAAAAUCGUUUGGGUGAAUCAUUCAUCAGACCUCCCGGAUUAGAUCUCGAAAAAGCUCUCAGUGACUCAACACCUAGCACUCCAAUUACAUUUAUUCUUUCUCAAGGUGCAGAUCCUACAAGCAUGUUAAAACGAUUUGCUAUUGAAAAAGAGCAUGAGCUUCAUAUCAAAUCUCUUGGCCAAGGACAAGAGGUAUCUGCCAAAAAACUGAUUGAAAGAGGAAGAAAGAAUGGUGAAUGGGUAUUGCUUCAAAACUGUCAUUUGUUUGUAUCCUUUAUGCCUACUUUGGAGAAUAUUAUUGCUGAAUUUUCUUCUCCAAUGGCAGUUGUUCACAAAGAUUUCAGAUUAUGGUUAACAUCCAUGCCUUCCAAGGAUUUCCCAAUACCUAUUCUUCAAAACAGUGUGAAAGUAACCAAUGAGCCUCCAAAAGGUUUAAGAUCUAAUCUCACUAGAACAUACAAUGAAAUUUCUGAUGAAUACUUUAACGGUUUUGAAGAAGGUGAGAAAUUCCCAGAGUGUACUAAGAAGCUUGCAUUCAGAAAGCUAUUGUUUGGAUUAUGCUUAUUCCAUGGUGUAAUUCAAGAACGUAAGAAAUUUGGUCCUCUUGGUUGGAACAUCAAGUACGAAUUCAAUGAUUCAGAUUUAAGCGUUGCACAGUUGUGGUUAAGAAUGUUCCUCAAAGAACGUGAAAACAUUCCUUGGGAUUCUUUAAAUUACGUGAUAGGUGAAAUUAGAAUUCUUUCUUCUGAUUACAAAUUUGCUCCUUCUGAUAUUUACAAAAUUCCUUCUUCAGAUCCUAUCGAUGACUACAGACAAUUUAUUUCCAAACUUCCAGACAAUGACGAACCUGCUAUUUUCAACAUGCAUCAAAAUGCGAACAUGGUUUUCCAAAUGCAAGAAACACAUUAUUUAGUAUCUACCGUGAUGGGAACUCAAUCUUUAAGCUCUGGAGGAUCCAAACAACAUCAUAUGGAUUCCAUUGUCACAGAAAUUGCAAACAAAAUUUUAUCAAAACUUCCUGAAAAUCUCAGUAAAUCUGAGGCUGGAAAGAACACGUUUAUUAGAACUGAGAAGGGAGCUAUGCAUUCUCUAUCUACAGUACUAAGUCAUGAAAUGAUGAAAUUUAACAAAUUACUGGACAAGAUUAGAAGUACUUUGACCGAGUUGCAAAAAGCCAUGAAUGGACUUGUUCUCAUGUCUAGUGAGCUCGAAAAAACAUUUAAGAGUCUCUUAAACAAUGAAGUGCCUGAAUUGUGGGCAGCUUAUCCCUCAAGAAAGCCACUUGGUUCUUGGGUUGAAGACUUGGUCGAACGAGUAGCUUUCAUGAGAAAUUGGUUGAGAAAUGGACUUCCUAAGGCGUUCUGGCUCUCUGGAUUCUUCUUCCCUCAAGGAUUCUUUACGGGUGUGUUACAAACGUUUGCAAGAAAGUACAAUGUUGAAAUUGAUUCCUUGUCAUUCACUUUUAGAAUCAUGCAUGAAAUGACUCCAGAAGAAAUUGAAGAAGGUCCUGAGGAUGGUGUCUAUGUGUAUGGUUUGUAUUUGAAUGGAGCAAAAUGGAACAAAGAUAAGGAGACAUUGGAAGAGUCUGACAACGGUGAAAUGAACGUGAAAUUGCCAGUCAUUCAUUUCUUGCCAGAAAAGAAUCACAAAACUUCUCCAAAAUGCUACGAAUGCCCUCUUUAUAAGACAAGUGAAAGAAAGGGUAAACUCUCUUCUUUGGGUCAGUCCACGAACUUUGUGAUUAGUGUUGAGUUGCCAACAGAAAAACCAGCAUCUCAUUGGAUCUCUGAAGGUGUAGCCAUGCUUUGUCAGCUUGAUAUUUAA